This is a messenger RNA of Lathyrus sativus (Indian pea), 1047 nucleotides long. The record is from the annotation of a GenBank genome assembly. Lineage: Eukaryota; Viridiplantae; Streptophyta; Magnoliopsida; Fabales; Fabaceae.
AUGGCUUCACUGAUGCUCAGUGGAACAGGAAAGCUCACAGUGUUGAAUUGCAGAACCCCAAAUGGAUUAGGUUUCACAACUUCAGAUUUCCAUGGUAAGAGCUUAAGUUUCCCCAAAUCGAGUAUCAAUGCCACUUCUAGGGUUUCAUAUUCGAGGACCAAUUUAGUACCUAAGUGUAGUAGUUCUAGUGUUUCAUCAUCAUCUUCGAGGCCAAGCUCACAACCUAGGUUUAUACAACACAAAAAAGAGGCGUAUUGGUUUUAUAGGUUUCUCUCAAUUGUGUAUGACCAUGUUGUAAACCCUGGUCAUUGGACUGAGGAUAUGAGAGAUGAGGCUCUUGAACCGGCUGACCUCACUGAUAGGAAUAUGCUUGUUGUUGAUGUUGGUGGUGGGACUGGUUUUACCACUUUGGGUAUUGUUAAGCAUGUGGAUGCUAAGAAUGUCACCAUUCUUGAUCAGUCGCCUCAUCAGCUUGCUAAAGCUAAGGAAAAGGAACCGCUUAAAGAUUGUAAAAUAAUUGAAGGGGAUGCUGAAGAUCUCCCCUUUAAAACUGAUUAUGCUGAUAGAUAUGUAUCUGCAGGAAGCAUUGAAUACUGGCCAGAUCCACAGCGUGGCAUCAAGGAAGCAUACAGAGUUUUGAAACUUGGGGGAAAGGCAUGUUUAAUUGGACCUGUCCACCCAACAUUUUGGUUGUCACGUUUCUUUGCAGAUGUAUGGAUGCUUUUCCCUACAGAAGAAGAGUAUAUUGAAUGGUUUACGAAGGCAGGGUUUAAGAAUGUCCAAUUAAAAAGGAUUGGCCCAAAAUGGUACCGCGGAGUUCGCCGUCAUGGCUUGAUUAUGGGUUGUUCGGUGACUGGUGUUAAGCCUGCAUCUGGGGAUUCUCCUUUGCAGCUUGGUCCAAAGGAAGAAGAUGUUGAAAAGCCUGUAGAUCCUUUUGUCUUCUUACCACGGUUUAUUUUGGGUGUCCUGGCAGCUGCAUGGUUUACAUUAGUUCCUAUUUACAUGUGGCUCAAAGAUCAAAUUGUUCCCAAAGGUCAGCCAAUAUGA